Messenger RNA from Rotaria sp. Silwood2, 537 nucleotides. Lineage: Eukaryota; Metazoa; Rotifera; Eurotatoria; Philodinida; Philodinidae. The record is from the annotation of a GenBank genome assembly.
AUGAUACAAUGGAGAAUAGAUAAUCAUGUUGAUUCAAUUCUAGAAGAUCAAUCCAUAAUACAUCGAGUGGAUCUUAUUCGAAGAAUUAUUCCAAAUGCUCAUCAUGGUUAUACGAAAGCUCAUCAACCAUUAUAUAUUGAAAAAACGGGUCAAAUGCAUGUAAAUCAGGUCCUGAAUGAAUAUACAACAGAGGAAUUGAUGCAAUGUCAUAUAUAUUGGCUUGAAUUUAAUUGUGAACGAACUCGAGAACGUAGUCGACAAUUGGGUAAACAUGUAGAAACUUUUGCUAUGAUUCAUGAUUUAAAGGGAAUGAAAAUGAAGACAAGAAAAUUAAUUCCCUUUUUUAAACAAUGUCUCUGUAUCGAUGACAACUAUUAUGCUGAACGUUUAGGACAUUUAUUUAUUAUAAAUCCACCAAAAAUUUUUCCUGCCCUUUGGAAUUUACUAAAACAUGUCAUUGAUCCAGUUACGAAAUCAAAAAUUAUUGUCAUUAAAAAAGNGGGCAGGAAAAAUUUUUGGUGGAUUUAUAAUAAAUAA